Molecule: messenger RNA, 1493 nt
Organism: Rubroshorea leprosula
Lineage: Eukaryota; Viridiplantae; Streptophyta; Magnoliopsida; Malvales; Dipterocarpaceae
Source: the annotation of a GenBank genome assembly
GACUAAAACCUAUUAAAUUGGUUGUGGGCCAAACUAGUUGCUCUGCUCUGCAUUCUUGAGCAGGAUAGAAGCCUGCCAUACCCAUAUAUGAAAUUCAAGUGCUUCUCUCUCAUCCCCGUAGUAUUUCAAUUUCAAUUUGCUUCUUCUUUUGAUCUUUUCUAAACUUCCUUUGCCUUUUAGCCAUGAGAGAAGCUGCAGCAGGGCAACUAUCACUUGCAGUUGAGGAGACUGAAGAGGCAAACCCAACUGAAAAUACAACACCUCAUCGGAAAGAUAUUCAUUGGUGGAUUCGAAUAUGUAUGUAUAUCGUCUUUGUCCUGGCCGGACAGGUGGUGGGAACACUAUUGGGGAGACAGUACUUCGACAAAGGAGGAAAGAGCAAGUGGUUGGCAACUCUAGUGCAGCUCGCCGCUUUCCCAAUUCUUAUCCCCUUCUACUUCUUCUCACCGACACCGCUCAGAAACCCCACCAAAACAAGCAACAAUAUUAUCAACACAAAACCACCACCGGUAACCAGGCUUGCGGCAGUUUAUGUCUCCCUCGGCCUGCUUGUGGCGGUGGAGUGCUACUUGUACUCAGUUGGGUUGCAGUAUCUUCCCGUGUCUACCUAUUCCCUCAUCUGUGCAUCCCAGUUAGCAUUCAAUGCCCUGUUCUCGUAUUUCCUCAAUUCCCAGAAAUUCACUCCUCUCAUAGUGAACUCUCUCGUCCUCCUCACCCUCUCCUCUACCUUACUCGUGUGGACUGGGAACUCUUCAAGCACCGGUAGCAAAAUUUCCAGAGGAAAAUACAUUAUCGGCUUCUUAUCUACCGUGGGGGCAUCGGCUGGGUUUGGCUUGGUUCUCUCCCUAACCCAACUCUCCUUCCAGAAGGUCAUCAAAAAGCAGACUUUCACGGCAGUGAUGGAUAUGAUAAUCUACCAGUCAACGGUGGCGACGGCUGCCAUUUUAGUGGGGUUUUUUGCCAGCGGCGAGUGGAAGGGAUUGAAAGGAGAGAUGAAAGGGUAUGAAUUGGGGGGAGUAUCAUAUGUUAUGACUUUAGUGUGGACGAGUGUUUCGUGGCAAAUAUUUGCAAUUGGGGCGGUGGGGUUGAUAUUUGAAGUGUCGUCUUUGUUCUCCAAUGCCAUAAGUGCGAUGGGACUUCCAGUGGUUCCGGUGUUGGCUGUCAUCUUCUUCCACGAGAAGAUAGAUGGCAUAAAAGUGAUUGCUCUUAUCUUGGCCAUUUGGGGAUUUGUUUCAUACAUAUAUCAACACUAUCUCGAUGAUGCUCAAGAGUCCGAAAAUCAGAAGGAAGUUGAAUUGAAGAAAUGAAAUCAUUGUUACUCGGUUGCAACUAUUUCUUCUUUCUGCUCUUAAAAAAACCCCAUAGGAGAUGAUAAUUUUUACUAUUAUUGCGUAUUUUCAUUAAUGUUUUGGGAUUAAUCAACAUCAAUUUCACUAAGCUCUUUUCAUCCCUUUUUAGCUGUUUUCAUUAGAAAUUAAACUUUGUCCUUGAGG